AUGGAGAAAUACUUGGUUUUGCCUAAACCCUCGACGGCGAAGAUUCAACCUCUUCCAAGGAGGCAAUGGAAGAGGAGUUCGGUUGAACUAAAUGGGAGAUUUGAACGUAACUAUCGUCAUGAGAUGCUGGAUAUGCUAAUUCGAUCGUAUUCUGAGUGUUUCCUCAUUUGUAUGAAGUGGACGGGUUCCCAUGCCAAUCUCAUGCAAGGCAUCGCUGCAGUAGAUUUUGACAACAAGGGAAUAUACUUGGUGUCUGUGACAAAAUCGGGUUGCUUAACAGUUCACGACUUUGAAGCUCUUUAUUGCCAGAUACCCGAGUUAAGUUGCUUGCAAGAAGAUGAAAGCAAACAUUUAAUGCAUCUCUCACUAAAUCGACAACUUGAUGCUGUCAGAUGGAAUCCUCUUAAUCAGGAUGAGGUCGUCUGUGCAUCUUUCAAAAGUGAUAAACUACUCAUAUUCGAUGUUGGAUAUGUCUCAUCAGAUCCAGUUGAAGUGUUAAGAACAAGAGGUACAACCACAGUUAAUGGGUCCACCAUACAUAAAGGUAUCUCUGAUGUGGUUUUUACGUCAAAUGACACAAGCAGGAUACUUGCUUCUGAUACACAUGGUGCAAUUAAUGUCUGGGAUAGAAGAGUUAACUCUCUACCUUGCCUUGAGCUUGCAUCUGCUUCAUGUGGUACGCUUAACAGCAUCCAGUUAAAUGCAGAUAAUCAGAUUAUUUUUGGUGCUGGAAAACAUGGGCUCGUGCAUGUAUGGGAUAUUCGUGGUGGAAGAGCAUCUGCUAAUUUUCAAAGUCUCAAAGAGAUGUGCCAUCCCCCUGUGACAUCAGUGAAAUUGGCAACAUUGCUAGAGAAGAUUGGAUCUUUGAAGGCACAGACAAAUAUUGUUCCCAAGGAGAUUCACUCUAUUGUUAUUAAUCCAUCGUGCCCAUAUCAGUUAGCAUUCCAUCUUGUCGAUGGCUGGAACGAUUCUUAUAUUCCCUCUGAUCUGUCAUACUUAAGAAAACCUUCAUGGUUAUCGACGUGUUCGAUCUAUUUGGCCGGGUCAUCGUCUGACUGUGGUAUUCAUCUCUUGGAUUUCUAUCCCAGCACCAACUCCCCAUGCCAUGUGGAUUACAAGGAGGAUAUGCAAGAAAUUUCAAGGCGGAACAACCGAAGAAAUCGGAACAGAUUUAUUUCGUUAUCUGAAGGAGUUAUCUCAUGUGCUGCUCACCCUUUGUAUAAUGCCAUCGUUGCAGGAACCAAGAAAACUUCUUUGCUCGUGAUUUCACAAAGACAAGAGUCGUUCAGAAGUGAUUAG
Messenger RNA from Sphenostylis stenocarpa, 1299 nucleotides. The record is from the annotation of a GenBank genome assembly. Lineage: Eukaryota; Viridiplantae; Streptophyta; Magnoliopsida; Fabales; Fabaceae.